This is a messenger RNA of Sardina pilchardus (European sardine), 2177 nucleotides long. RefSeq names its product migration and invasion inhibitory protein (gene miip). The record is from RefSeq and is a predicted model, not a curated record. The coding region runs from base 417 to 1640 and encodes 407 amino acids. The transcript is spliced from 9 exons. Lineage: Eukaryota; Metazoa; Chordata; Actinopteri; Clupeiformes; Clupeidae. Gene Ontology annotation, biological process: negative regulation of cell migration; negative regulation of G2/M transition of mitotic cell cycle.
GGUAGCUAGUAAUUUGAAAGUAGCUGUUAAAGUUACCUCAAUUUUAUACCUAGAAAUGAAUAUCGGUGGUUUUAAUGUACUUAACAAAUCAGUAAUUUAGAUCUUUAGAUUCUACAGAUUAAUUCAUUCUUGCAGCGGUUACCAAGCCAAAUGUAUCAGUUGCUAUAGAAACCCACGCAGAUCAUUUUUGCGGAUGGGAAGCGAGCAAACGUUGGCGUUCGUUUCAAAUGUUCAACCAGAGGCUGUAGCUGCUACUUUUCCAUAGCAAAUGUAGGUUAACGUGAACGUUAUCCGUUUGCUAGUUAUCGGAACGUUUUGGCUGUGAAGUUGCCUAGCAUUUCGUGCAACAUUUGUUUUGCUUCGGUUUCAAAAGUUCGCAUAAGGUUUGGCUUGGCUUGGCACAGCAGUUCACGGUCAUGUCUUCAUUUGAAAGCCUGAACGCGUUACGAGAGCAGAACAAAAACUUACUGAAACGACUGCAAGAACAGACAGAAAAACUGAACAGCCUUUGUCCCCCCCCUACGACCCCAAACACCACCACAACAAGGACGCAGCAGCGAAUUCUUCGAGCAGAUAAGAACAAUGGAGAAGUUAUCACGGACGUGGUCAUUCCAAGCCAUCCAGUUCACGCUCGGGUUGCGCUUAGUAGACUACAGACACAAGAACCAUCACCUUCUAGGACACCCAUCAUAGACUCGGUGUCAUCAGGAGAAGCCUGCAUAACGUCAACUCCUUUCCUAAAUGAUUGUCAACAACAACAGCCUGGCCAAGCGGAGGAAGAGCCAGUGUAUUCCAGACUUUUGAGGGACGAUGGGAAUAUUCGUCACAUCGAGUCAAGGGAGAACAUAACUCUAAAAUCCAUCCUUAGGCAGGACAGUUUAAGGAGGGAGGUCAGCCGAGUCACCUUUCAGGCCACGGGAGAGGACCCGUCACUCACACCCGACAGGCGUCGAGUGCAGCCAUUACUGGGUUAUGACUGGAUUGCAGGCCUUCUGGAUGCGGACAGCUCCCUGACUGAACGAUCCGAGCAGUUCUUCAGUGAACUACGCAACUUCCGUCAAGUCAACAAAGACGAGUGUGUCCACAGUCAAUCUUCAGGCCUGUCAAAUGCAGAGGUUGCAAUCUCAGAUGAAGGCGAACUCCAAAGCAAGGCAGAUAGUCAUCAGUGCACCUUCUGCUACCGGAUCAACAACCGGCUGUUUGCCGCUCCCCUAGAUCCUCAGGUGGGCUGUCCGGUGUGCAAGAUGCCCAAAUCCAAGCACCCUCACACUGUAUCAGAGCCUGCCUUCAUCAGGGUCAGCAUUCCUCGCUCCACCCUGUUGCCCGCUUACCGCUACAAAGCCCACAGGCGCUGUAGCUUUGAUCCGUCAGACAGCCUGGGCCUGCCAUCACAUUGUCUGUCAGGAUGGUCGAAUACACCACCCAGCACAAUCCCACAUAUGAGCAGCCUGGAUCUGCGCAGCUCAAUGGCCUCUGCAGCUGACUCCUCAGCAAAUGCAGAUACUUUGUUGAAUGAAUCUGUUUUCAACGGCCGGAGUUCUGAUGACCUACUCGACACGUCUCGCCUGGCCCGCUACCGCUUUCAGCACUUGCCUCAGAGCCGUUGCAAACUUCGCACAUCUUCGUACCCUGUGUAUUAAUCAUCCACGUUUGAAGAUCCAGACACCCCAACAUCCAAGCCAAGGCGACCUGGCGUCUGGACAAUGAGCUGCUGUCCGAGUGGCCCAUGUGGAUGAGAGGGUGAUUCUAGUUCACUCUAAUUGACAUCAUACUGGUCUGUGACAUAGUUUAGGCAUAACCAUGAUUGCAUUUGAAUAUUUAAUAAGUUGAGAGGGUUAAUAGCCUGUAGGUUUAAUGGAAAUAGGUGGGAAUCACCCCUAAAUAUGUCACCGUGUGUGUGUGUGUGUGUGUGUGUGUGUGUGUGUGUGUGUGUGUGUGUGUGUGUGUGUGUGUAAGCAGACAUUUCUUGGGAUAAAAUGUUGAUCCUGACAGUUCAGGGGCCCAAGCAGCGUCGAUUUGUUGGCUAGCCCACUGAAUUUAAUGUGUUACUAUGAAUUUAUUGGCCUGCUUAAACGUAUUCUGUCUCCUGAUAAUUGUAUGAACUGGAUUUGUCUGGACGUAGACUGUUUAAUGAAGUCACAAAUUAAAUAAUAAACGAAUAACUUUGAUGUAAACUU